AUGCAGCACUAUGCUGUAGUACGCUACAGGAGCCGCAGUAGAGGCCGCGCUGAGUAUCCUCCGAACUACGUGCCUCCAGGAUAUCCACCUCCAAGCUAUCCGCCUGCGGGGCCCAGUUAUCCACCCCCAGGGCCGGCUUAUCCACCUCCAGGCUAUCCACCUGAGAGAGCAGCAUACCCACCACCUCAGUAUGCACCAGAUCCUUAUGCCAUGCCACCGCCGGAUCCAUAUGCUCCACCACCACGAGACCCCUAUGCUCGUGAUCCAUAUGCACCUCCACCGCGUGAUCCAUAUGCCCCACCACCUCAUGACCCCUACGCACCACCACCAGUUCACGACCCAUAUGCUCCACCACCCCAUGACCCCUACGCUCCCAGAGAUCCUUAUGCUCCACCACCAAGGCCACCAGCUCACUAUCCAGCCUAUCCACAGCCAGGCUAUCCAGCCUAUCCAGAGUAUCCACCAGCGCACUAUCCACCACCAGGCUAUCCACCUGGAGCUCCACCAGCCCAGCCGCCGCCCUACUACCCACCUCCACAUGGGCCGCCCCAUGGGCCCCAUCCACCACCCCAUGUCCAUCCCCACCAUCCACCUCCACACUAUCCACCACCGCAUCACCAUCCACCACCACAUUAUCCUGCCUUUGGUCCACCUCCUAUGCCUGGCUACGGUGCUUUGCGACAGAAAAGUCGGUCACCCAAUAGACGAGUCAUCAGAAGGAUGACGCUGAAACGACCAGACAGGAAGGCAAAAGCUAAGCCGAAGCCCAAAGCAAAGCAAGAGAAAAAGGCACCACCAGUGAAGGCCGAUGGCUCAGAAAUGUCUCCGCGGGAGCUGUCGAACAUCAAGGAGGCGGAGGCGAAGGCCAAGCGCGAAGCAAAUCCAGAGGCCACGAGGGAAGCCAAGCCUCUCCAACUCUUGGUGGAUCGUGCGAGCAACCCGAAGAGCUGGAUCCCUUGCAUUGAAGAUGUGUCCCUACGCGCCUGGAUGUACAUGAGCCAGGAGAAGCAUGUGACGCAUAACGAUUUCGAGGAGAUCAAGGAAAAGGUCGAUUGGGUCGAAAUCCAUGGCGCUGCUGCUGUCACCCGGAAGACCAUGUGGUUCGUCAAAGAAGGUUGUAGGUGCCCGUACAGUUACGGCAAGCAGCAAGUCAGUGCAGUGACCUUUCCCGAUUGGUUCUUGGAGAUGGCCAAGCGUUGGCUCGGUUGCCUCAAUCUCAAUGACCAGGACAAGGAUUCCAUGUUUCCAAACUGUGUGAACCUGAACCUCUACGAGCACGGCGAUCAUCAGGUGGCUUGGCACUCUGACGACGAGCCAUUGUUCCGAGGCAAGUUCCAGGACACGCGGAUCAUCUCGGUGACCUUGGGUGCCAUGAGAAAGUUCCAGGUUGGACUCAAGGCACCGAGAAGAGGUGGAAUCCUGAAGCCCGAGAAGGGGAGCAUGGCAACCUUCAACCUUGGACAUGGGCAAAUUUGCACCAUGGAAGGCCUUUUCCAGAAGCACUACCUGCAUCAGAUCGCAAAGGGAACCACUCGACAGCCACGAAUCAAUGCGACCUUUCGCACGAUUGUGGAACACGCAGCUAGCUGUGUUUUACGAAUCUUAUGGUGUUUCUCAGCUUGGGCAGUGAGAAGUUUCAAGGAGUUCAGCGAACGGCGCUUUGUCAGAGAGUUGAAGCAGGACCAGAAGCACCAGCGAGCGCACGCAGUGGUUGAGCUGACUUUGGCGCAAUGGGAGAAAGGCCAAUCCAAGGGCUUGAUGGCCACAGUUGUGAAGGAUUGGCGCAAGUACACAGAGGCUGGAACUCUUGAGGACGCUGCAUUCAAUCUGCUGCAAAUGUGCCAACGAGAAGCUCCUCCUGUCGCUCUUGCAGCUUUGUUUGCACGGCCAGCGCCCAAGAUCGACUUCACAAAACUGCGCUUUGGUAUUGCACAGUAUAGGAUGGCGACGAGUCGUGGAUGUGGACCGGGCCACGGGGCACGCUCAGGCGUUUUUGAUCAGCAACGAGUGUCAGCUGAGUUGGAUCCAUGUAGUUGGAUCAGGCUCUCCGUGAAAGUCUUCGACAGCAUAGGCCCAGAUGUUUUCAGCAUUUCAGAUGGCGAGGCCAUGGCUGUGUGGCAGCUAUGCGUCAUAGAGUCCAAGAAAGAUCAGGCCUUUGCGCAGCUCACAGAAACCAAUGCCAUUGCUUUCCAGCUUCAAGAGGCAUGUCAGAUAUACACGCAGGAGAACGAGACGCUCCAGGAACGCUUGAAGCAGGCCAUGGAAACUCUUCAGCGUGAGUUGCAAACAAAGGAGGAGCUGGCAAAAGAGCUCCGUGAUGCGUACAGUAAGCAGGCUCGCCAAACUCCGCUGCUUCCUGAACUGCCGCUUGGAUAUGGAUUGGUGAAGGCAAACAAUCGCGGGCUUUACAAUGCGAAAGCCGUCGAGGAUGUGGCUGCAUCAGUGGCCUCGGUGCAGAGAUCGCCACGACCAGAUGCUGUGGCCUCAAAUCGGAGGUGA
Messenger RNA from Cladocopium goreaui, 2499 nucleotides. The record is from the annotation of a GenBank genome assembly. NCBI's taxonomy places the organism in Eukaryota, Dinophyceae, Suessiales, Symbiodiniaceae.